Messenger RNA from Trichoderma reesei QM6a, 990 nucleotides. RefSeq lists its product as uncharacterized. Gene Ontology annotation, cellular component: cytosol; TRC complex. Gene Ontology annotation, molecular function: protein binding. Bases 1 to 990 code for a protein of 329 amino acids. The record is from RefSeq and is a predicted model, not a curated record. Lineage: Eukaryota; Fungi; Ascomycota; Sordariomycetes; Hypocreales; Hypocreaceae. Gene Ontology annotation, biological process: protein insertion into ER membrane. The transcript is spliced from 2 exons.
AUGGCCAACAAAGUCGAACGCAUCGUCGCCCGGCUGCAGGAAAAGAUUGCCGAGGGCGACUACUACGAAGCGCAGCAGCAGACGCGCGUCGCCGCCUCGCGCUACAUCAAGGCCCAGAACUGGCCCGCGGCCAUCGACGUGCUCUACAGCGUCGCGCAGUCGCUGCUCAAGGCCGCGCAGGGCGGCAGCGGCGGCGACCUCUGCGUCAUGAUGGUCGACGUCUACAAGCAGGCCGAGCUCAGGCCUGACGCUACCAGCAAGGGCCGGCUGCUGACGUGCCUGCGGCUGUUUGACCCCGCGGAGCCGACGAGGAAGAAGUUUAUCGCCGAGAGCAUGGGAUGGUCGUCCAAGUUUGGCGAGUACCCUGCCGGCGACCCCGAGCUGCACCACGUCGCCGGAUCACUAUACGCAGAGGAGCACGAGACGUACGAGGCAGAACGACACCUGAUAUUGGGGACCAAGGACUCUCCAGAAGUGCUCCUCAAGAUGGAAUAUGCCUGGUACAGAGAAGGCGACGCCCACCUGGCACCGCACUUUGCCGCGCGGGCCAUCCUCCCCUACCUCCUCGUCGGCAACGUCCGCGCCGCCAACACCUGCUACCGCCUCUUCAUCAGCGCCCUCACAACCGACAACCCGUCCCUCGGCGUGCAGGACGUCUCCAGCGCCACGUGCGACGCCCGCAUCUUCCCCAGCCUGCCGCUGCUCAACUUCCUGGGCCUGCUGCUCCUGGCCAUCCAGCGGGGGGCUCCCGAGGUCUACAAGGGCCUGGUGUCCAAGUACGCGACGCAGAUUGACGAGGCCGAGGCGUGGGCGGAGCCCCUGGAGAUGAUUGGCGAGAUGUACUUUGGCAUCGCAAAGCCGCGACAGAGCAACCCCCUGAUGGACAUGAUGAGCGGGCUGUUUGGCGGAGGAGGCGCCGCGCCGCCGCCGCAGACACGGCGGCCGGGUUUGCGUGGAGCGGAAGCUCCCGCUGCUGAAGGACUAGACUAG